Nelumbo nucifera (sacred lotus) is the source of this 1213-nucleotide messenger RNA. The record is from RefSeq and is a predicted model, not a curated record. Lineage: Eukaryota; Viridiplantae; Streptophyta; Magnoliopsida; Proteales; Nelumbonaceae.
UUGGUUUUGCUCGUAGCCGUAGGAUAGAUUGUUGCUGAUCGGGUCGACUUCCAGAGUUCCAGUUCCAGGCAUGGCUACGGAGACGAAGGAUAACGAGAGUAUCCAUGCGAACACUGAGGUCAAGCUCAUACACCAGGCAAUCCAGCAGCUCCUAAAGAAGAACAGAGUAGACCGGCAGAAAUCCACUGGCAAUAGCUUGGUCGCAGCCGACGACAGUGACGAUGAUGAUGAUCAGAUGUUGCUCUCCAGAUUGCUUUCCCAGCUGGAAUCAUUAAAAGAGGACAAUGCUUUGAAGCCAUCUGAAUCACCAACAGAAACAAAAGACUUACCCUCAUCUGCAGUAGUUAAAGUAGGGGUAAAAGAUGAGUAUGUAAAUAUACCAAGUAAUGGAAGCAGAGGAAUGGACAGUGAAGAGAUAUUGGAAGAGAUAAAGAAAGUGAGGAGACAAAAUUCUAUCACUCACUGGCUUCUUUCUAUCAUGAUUUUUCUCACUGCCGCUUGGCAGCUAUCUGAGGUCUCACUUAUUCUGAUGGUUAAGGAUAAAUUAAGCCACCCUUUUAGAUCAGUUGGAAAUGUGGUCACGGGGAUGAUAAUGGGUAGGGGCAAGAAUGAGCGGGAUGCAGAACAGAACACACAGACUGAAGCCCCUUCACUCCCCUCUCUAAAAAUGCCAGAGCUUCCGCGUGUGGAUUUGCCAGCCUUGGGAUUGAGCAACGAGGAUUAAAAGUUCCUGACUUCUUGGAUUUUCGAAUCUAAAGCCAAGGGUGGUAAGCCAUUAUCUAUUUUAAGUCAUUAAGUGAACGCUGUUUUGGUUUGUGAUGAUUGAAGAGUGAGAAGAUGAAAACCUAGCAGGAUAUCAUUUUGCUUCAUUGCAUUCUUGUAUGGAACCAUAAAUAUGACGACACUUCUUAAUUCCUGUGCAGCAUAAAUUCUUAAUUUUCUCAUAAUUGAAUGUUUGUGAGGGGAUGCAAGUGGGUUUGGGAGCCUUUAACAGUUGAUACACACAGACAAAGUCGAUUGAAUGGGGCGAUAGGUGGUGUGCUCAAGUGUUUAAAUUUUAAAUUUCAAAAGCAGUGAGCUUAAUGUAAUAAUGUCAAAUUACGAUACAUGUGAUUAGGUCAAAUGGGCUAAGAAUGCAUGGAUGAUUUUGGUUUUAAUGGCAGAAAAAGGAUCAAAAGGAUCCUGGUUUGAAAUCUACAAGAUUUUAUCUUAA